Cuscuta campestris is the source of this 4182-nucleotide messenger RNA. NCBI's taxonomy places the organism in Eukaryota, Viridiplantae, Streptophyta, Magnoliopsida, Solanales, Convolvulaceae. The record is from the annotation of a GenBank genome assembly.
GGCAAAGACCCACCUUGGUUCUUCCAGCCGCAUGAAGCCUUUCAAUUUCACCGGCCAUCCCGUUCUUUCUCCCCGGUCCAAUGAUACUUUCUUCUAUGAUUGGAACCGGGUGGCGGUGAGAUCCUGUGACGGGGAUCCUUUUUUGGCGACGCCGACAUGCUCGAUCCCGUCACGGGUCUUCACUACCGUGGCGCGAGGGUAUUCCGCGCUGUCGUGGAGGACCUGAUGGCGAAGGGGUUGAAAAACGCCCAGAAUGUCCUCCUCGCCGGGGGUUCUUCCGGCGGGCUCGGGGUCAUGGUGCACUGUGACAGGAUGUCUGGCGACGAUUCCCCUUCCUCUCCAUCGCAUGUCAAUCAAGCUCUGGACGACAUGCGGCUCGCGAUUCAAAACCUCGCUUUGGAAAUUCGUACCUCUCGGCAGGAUCAUCAGGCGCUUGCACAACGCGUCGAUGCUCUCUUUGAACCCCGAGGGUUUAACCCUCCUACGCCUCGGGGUGGGUUUCACAUCCCCCCAACAGGUCCUCGGCGGCAUCCUCCAGGAUUCCCGCCAGAGGGUGCACACGAUGCCCUAACACCGAAAGUCCGUUUUGAUGCUCCGAAGUUUAACGGCUCUGAUCCCGCAGGGUGGGUGUUCAAGGUACAAUCCUAUUUUGAUUAUUUUCGGACCCCGGAAGAUGUGCGUCUUCGCCUGGUGGGUCUUCUCUUUGAAAGCCCGGCGUCCGACUGGUUUCUCUAUCAAUAUAACAACAAUUGCAUUACGAUGUGGCCGGCUUUCCUAGAGGCUGUGAAACAACGGUUUGAUCCUUCACACUACGAGGAUUAUAUGGGGCUUUUGUGUAAGUUGCAGCAGCGCACGUCCGUGAUUGACUAUCAAGCUGAGUUCGAACGUCUAUUAAAUAAAAUUACUGGAGUCCCGGAGGCCACGUUGGUCUCCAUCUAUGUGGCGGGUUUGCGGCAACCCACUCGGCGGGAGGUUCUUCUGCGUCGGCCUGUAACCUUGGGACAGACGUUUGCCUUGGCCAGGGAGCUCGCGGCAAACUACACAGACACUUUGGCAGCCCUCUCGGGUCCUUCUAAGCGCGCAUGGAACUCCCCAGGCGCGUCUACAUCCGGAGCUGUAUCUACCAGGGGCCACGACACCACGGCCAAAACCAACCUGGGCGUCUCUUCCGCGCCAAAUUCUACGAUCCCAGUACGCCGUUUUUCAGCAGCAGAACGUGCUGAUCGCACGGCGAAAGGGUUGUGUUGGAACUGUGACGAGAAAUAUGUCCCCGGCCACAAGUGCGCGCAUCGAUUUCUUUCCCUAUUGGAUUCAACCACUGACGCACCAGAGGAGUCCGCUGGUCCAGAGGAAGAGGAUGAGAUAUUCUUGAGUGGAGAUGUGUCCAGUAUCAACACACUCUCGGGCUCCAUCAGUCCGCGCGCUCUCAAGGUCGUGGGCACCAUCACCGGGAAUCCAGUGCAAAUCUUAAUCGACGGGGGGAGUACGCACAGUUUUAUUCAACCAUCGGUGGUCGAACGCCUCUCUCUAAACACAGCCCCGGUGACCCCUUUUCGGGUUUACGUCGGAAACGGUGAAUCUCUCCCGUGUCGACUUAUGUGCGAAUCAGUUGGGUUGGAAAUUCAGAGUUAUUCGUUCUCCGUGGAUCUCUACGUGUUACAAAUUCACGGCCCGGAUAUUGUUUUGGGUAUUCAAUGGUUGCAAGGCUUGGGGAAAAUCGGUCACGAUUACGGAGCACUUACAAUGGAAUUCCGGGCAGGAGAUCGUAUAAUUACAUUUCGGGGGGAUGGCCCGGCCAACCGCCGUAUAUCCUACAAUGCCAUGCAAGCACUGAUCCAUUCGGAGGAACUUGUUUCCGGGUUUGAACUGGAGUUUCAGGCACUUUCGGCAGACCAAGAUCGGCCUACUGCCGGGGAGUUUCCAGCGGACAUUCCGGCCCCAUUCGGGCAAUUCUUGAGGGCCAUCGUUCAAUCUUCCAGCAACCCGUUGCACUAUGCCCAGCCGCUGCCCACUAUUCUCCACCAGAUUUGCACAGAGAAUGACACAGACCCUGACCUCGUUGAAUUACAUGCAGCUGCAUCCACGGGAACUCUGCCGGCGCCUUAUAUUAUUCAUGAUGGGGUCCUUUACUACCACCAUCGCAUCUGCCUUGGGAAGAAUUCAGCUCUUAAAUCCCCUAUCUUGACGGAGUUUCAUGCCUCACCGAGCGCGGGACACCCGGGGGUUGAGCGCACAUUUCGUAGGGUGGCAGGGGUUUUCUUCUGGCCGCAUAUGCGCAGGGAUGUUCGGGCAUUUGUGGAGGCCUGCUCAACCUCCACCCCAUCGAUCUCUACGCUGCCAUCUGAGUUUCACGAAGGGGCGCCUCUGUCAGUCCCUCAACGAGCAGUCGAUACACGCAAGGUCUUGGUCCAGGGUGCCUUACAGGAGCAAUGGCUCGUCGUCUGGUCCGAUGGUAGUCUCGUCGACGCCACGUGGGAACCCGUUGACUAUUUGAAAACCCAGUAUCCGGAUUUGGUCCUUGAGGACAAGGAUGCUUUGGUCGGCGAGGCAGAUGAUACGGCCCAACAGGGGGGCGAGUUAGUGGAGCCAAACAACAGGAUGGGAAUUGAGGUUCCUAAUUACAACAACAACAACAACCCAGUUGAAUCCCACAACAGUAGGGGCUUCGAUCGUUUGCCCCCGAAAGUCUCGGAGGAGAGCCAAGUCCGCCCGGCUAACGUUGUGGUGCAUGCCGCGGUCGUGCAAGGGCAGGGAGAACGUGUUCGUGACCUGGAACGAAUCGAACGCCGAGUUCAAAAGGAAAAACGGCGAUUUGAUGUACCGAACCAGGUUUCGGGGGAAGAAACACGCCCCCGCCCCCAUUUUCGCAAUGCACCGUCUGGGCAACGCGUUGUCCGGACGGUGCAAGCUCACGACGUCGCCGAAGACGUCGUCAAGGAACACCGCACGCCGGGGGUCUCGGACGCGGAGGAAGAGCGAGCUGUCGGCGAGACACUUCACUCUCACACUCUCCGGGAAAAGGCGCCGGAAGCGGUCGCAGUGCACCAUGACGCCGAGACCGCCGGACGAACCCCCGGCGAGGAGGACGUUGCGGGCACUUCCGAGCCCUUUCGUCAUCAGCUCCUCGACGACUGCCCGGAAAAUCCUCGCCCCCCGGUAGUACAGGCCCGUGGCGGGGUCAGGCUUCUCGACAUUGCCGGAGAACGACCCCCCGUCACAGGACCUCACCACCACACGAUUCCAAUCGUGAAAAUAAGAAUCAUGGGGGUCAGGAGACAGAAAAUGAAGCCUCGAGAAAUUGUAGGGCUUCAUGUGGCGCGAAGAACCAACGUCGGUUUUCGCCCGGUUGGCACAGCUCUGAACGGCACCACCGGGAAUUUGAUGCCUGGCGGAGUUCACACACCAGCCAGCGCCUUGGAUGAAAACGACCCAGUUCGUCGCCCCUGCACGGCCUUUUCCGGCGUCCCAUUCGUAAGCCGGCGGGCUGCCGUCAAGGCAAACAGCGCCUUGGGAUACAGCGCCGGGAAGGGUACGGACGACAGAGGAGACAUUGAUUGUGUGAUGGAGGAGCAACAACAACACAACAGAGAGAAUUAUUUUGAGGAGAGAGAGAGGGGUGGUGUUUUCUGUUGCCAUACUGUGCUAGCUAGCAGCGUGAUUAUGGAUGGAGGAGAGCUAGCAAAGGCUAGUAGGUAGGUGAAUUAGAUUGAAUUGUGGGGGUUGAUGGCUUUAACUCGAUCAGGGGAAUAUGUAUAUAUACUGAGAAUAAGAGAUACUCCCUCCGUCCCGCUAUAUUCGUCCACUUUUGACUUUUGGAACUGUUCAUCUAAGCACUUUGACUCAUCAAAUUCUCUCAAUGUGUAAGCCUAAAUAUAGUCAUGUGUGAUCUUGUUUGAUUUGUCUUAACAUAUAGAUUAUUAAUAUAUAAUUUCUAUAAUUUUUUAAUAUACAAAUUACAAGAUAAAAUGGAUUAAAGAAGUGNCUAUAUUCGUCCACUUUUGACUUUUGGAACUGUUCAUCUAAGCACUUUGACUCAUCAAAUUCUCUCAAUGUGUAAGCCUAAAUAUAGUCAUGUGUGAUCUUGUUUGAUUUGUCUUAACAUAUAGAUUAUUAAUAUAUAAUUUCUAUAAUUUUUUAAUAUACAAAUUACAAGAUAAAAUGGAUUAAAGAAGUGGAUUGGAU